AUGUACUCAAUCGAUAAAAGUAAUAAGCGUAGUUUAUCAAGUUAUACUUAUGAAGUUAAGAGACACCAGGGAAAAAAGAGUUAUCCACAUGUUCUCAACUUUUAUAGUAUAUCCCCUACUGAGGAAAUUACUAUUGACGAGUUUGAAAGUUUCGCUUUUGACAGAAUGCAAGUAUUAAAAGCUCUUGAAGGAGCAAUAUUACGUAACAAAGAAGAAGAAGAAAUAAAAAAACAUAUAGAAAAUGUAUCGAACACUUGGCUUCCAUUACAUUCAAACGAAUCAGAUAAAGGAUAUUCCUUACAAGAAGAAAGAAGAAAAGAUCACAUAUCCCAUUUUAUCUUAAGAUUGGUUUAUUCCAGAACUGAAAAUUUAAGAGCCUGGUUCUUGAAAUACGAGUGUGCUUUAUUCAAAUUGAGAUUUUCGAGGGAAAAUAAAGACGAAAAGUUGUCCUUUCUGAAAGAUGAGAAUAUCACGUGGAAAAAUUUAAGUAAAGCCGAAAGGGAAUCAAUGGCAAACGAAUUGCGUUGGUCAUCAAACUUUGACGAAGAAACAUUUUUUGAGAUUGAUUUUGAAAAAGUACCAGAUCUUGUUGCAAGACGUGCCGUUUAUUUAAAGAAGGGUAAAGCCUAUGUCCCAAUGACCGACCUAUUAUCCCUUGUUAUGUAUGAAUUUCGGCAGAGACUUUCGAAAGCAUUAGAUUUAGCAAGCAAGUCAUUUAUUACUUCAAGAAACGAACGAAUUAUGCCAAUGUUGAAUGAAAUCAUAAAACAAUAUGACGGAAGGACGCAGACAAGCAAUUAUUCCGUAGGUGAUGAUCCAACGUCAGAUAGCGUGCAUCAGCUGGUCGAACAUUUCCCAUUAUGUAUGCAACAUUUAUACCAAAACCUUCGCGAGAAUCUUCACUUGAAACAUUUUGCUAGAAUACAAUUCAACCUAUUUCUUAAGGGAAUCGGACUAACAGUUGACGAGGCGCUUGCUUUUUGGAAAAAAUCUUUUUCCAAUAUCGAUGAUGCCAAGUUUCAAAAAGAUUACGCGUAUAACAUUAGGCAUAAUUAUGGUGCAGAAGGGAAACGCCAAGAUUAUAAACCCUUAAAUUGUAUGUCUAUUAUUACCAAGCAACGACCUAAUUCAGGACAAAUCCAUGGUUGUCCUUUUCGGGAAUUCUCCCAAUCGAAUUUAAGAAGUAAAUUAGUACAAAUGGGAGUAAGAAAUGAAGAACACAUAAGGGAAAUUUUAAGUCUCACUGAAAGAGAACAUUAUCAAGUCGCUUGUACAAAGUAUUUCGAAAUUACCAAAGGUUUAUUAGAUGAUAAUGAUGAGAACAUUAUAGAAACAAUUGAACAUCCAAAUGAGUAUUUAAAAGCAAGUAUUUCUCUUAAAAAAAAUAGGAUGAAAAUGAAUAAUAAAGAUGAUAAAUAA
Molecule: messenger RNA, 1419 nt
Organism: Funneliformis mosseae
Lineage: Eukaryota; Fungi; Glomeromycota; Glomeromycetes; Glomerales; Glomeraceae
Source: the annotation of a GenBank genome assembly